AUGAGGGAUAAGGAGAAGGAUAAGGAGAAGGAUGAGGAGAAGGAUGAGGAGAAGGAUGAGGAAGAGGGAUGGAGAGUCCAGAAGUCAACGUCCUCCCGACACCGUCCUGGCAGUCAGAGAGAGCAAGCACCACGGGACGACGACGGAGAAUCCCCGCCAGAGGCUGGAACAACACGUCCGGCCGAGAGAGGGAACAGAUGUCCGCAGCAACAGGGACAGAAAACCGAACCCACCGACCUGAAACAAGCCAGAGACGGGAAACCCGCCGGGGAGCCUGUUGCCCCAACAUCAGCAACGGACUCUGAUUACCCUCAAGGUUAG
Messenger RNA from Strongylocentrotus purpuratus (purple sea urchin), 321 nucleotides. RefSeq names its product zinc finger and BTB domain-containing protein 47-like. The transcript is spliced from 2 exons. Bases 1 to 321 code for a protein of 106 amino acids. The record is from RefSeq and is a predicted model, not a curated record. NCBI's taxonomy places the organism in Eukaryota, Metazoa, Echinodermata, Echinoidea, Camarodonta, Strongylocentrotidae.